CAUUCUACUUCUACACUUCUUCUCAGAAACCCACCAGAUUAGGACCCAACUGAGCACUUUUACAGUCGAGAAAAAACACCCUAGCACACUCUCUUACUCGCCAUCACCUACACACAUGGAACACUGGUCAGCCACGGAUUGUUAUUGAUUUCACUGGGAUUGAUACCGGUACUUAUCUUGAAGUUCAUUUUGGGGGCAGCUGAUUAGUCUGUGUUUAUAAUAAUUUCCGAUGGGGGAGAUUAUUGGGCCAAGAAUGUACAGCUGCUGUAAUUGCAGAAACCAUGUUGCCCUUCAUGAUGAUGUCAUUUCCAAGUCUUUUCAGGGAAGAAAUGGUAGAGCGUUUCUGUUCUCUCAUGCCAUGAACAUUGUGGUUGGGCCUAAGGAGGACCGGCAACUCAUGACUGGUCUGCACACGGUUGCUGACGUUUACUGCAGCGACUGCCAGGAGGUGUUAGGCUGGAAGUAUGAACGAGCUUAUGAGGAAACUCAAAAGUAUAAGGAAGGGAAAUUCAUUCUUGAGAAAUCAAAAAUAGCCAAGGAAAAUUGGUAGUACCUACCUAAGAUGAUUUCUUGCUUAUUAGUCUCCUGAAUUCAGAUCGUGUGGAGCAUGGAUGAUCCUUUCAAGUGUUUAUAUUAGCUGCAAUAUUCUCCUGCAUUAGUCUUUUGUUUCCUGUGUAGAUGUUGUAAUGAAAGUCAUUGGUUUUGUUAAUGAGAUUGUGAAUAAAGAUUUACAAAUCUUGGAUGAUGACCAGAUGUUUUAGCUUUUGUUUUGUCCUUGUGAAAUAAAAUUGAGUAUCAAGUUUUGAGUA
Mangifera indica (mango) is the source of this 809-nucleotide messenger RNA. Its product is annotated as protein yippee-like At4g27745. Bases 230 to 550 code for a protein of 106 amino acids. NCBI's taxonomy places the organism in Eukaryota, Viridiplantae, Streptophyta, Magnoliopsida, Sapindales, Anacardiaceae. The record is from RefSeq and is a predicted model, not a curated record. The transcript is spliced from 3 exons.